Messenger RNA from Lactuca virosa, 1105 nucleotides. Lineage: Eukaryota; Viridiplantae; Streptophyta; Magnoliopsida; Asterales; Asteraceae. The record is from the annotation of a GenBank genome assembly.
CAUCAUAGGACUUAGUAAUAGUAAUAGUACAUAUAGUAUUAUUAGGAAGAAUGAUUUGCCCAUUUAUUCACCAACAGCCCAAACAAAAACCACGAGAGAGCGAGAUAGAGGAGAGAUGACGUCGUUCGAGGAGACGGAGUUACGGCUAGGGUUGCCCGGCGGCGGCGGCGGCGUUGGAGGGAAUAAGACCAGUGAAGUUGGAGAUACAGCGGUGCAUUGCAACGGAAAGAGAAGUUACGACGAGACAAUCAUGGAUUUGAAGCUGAAACUGUCAUCAGAUGAUCAGGAAACCAAGAAUGAUCAAGAGAAGAAUCUUUUCGAAGCCACAGGCGGAGGCGAUGGUAAUUGCUCAGUUAACCCACCAGCGAAGGCACAAGUGGUGGGUUGGCCACCGGUGAGAUCUUACCGGAAAAACAUGCUAUCAAUCCAAAAAAACAUAAGCCUCCGCGGCCAUGAAGAGUUUACCGGCGGUUGUGGUGGGGUAGCGUUUGUGAAGGUGAGUAUGGAUGGAGCUCCUUACCUUCGUAAAGUCGAUCUGAAAAUGUACAAAAGCUAUCAAGAUCUCUCCGAUGCUUUGGGCAACAUGUUCAGUUCCUUCACUAUUGGUAACUGUGGAUCGCAUGGGUUGAAGGAUUUCAUGAACGAGAGCAAAUUAAUGGAUCUUUUGAACAGCUCUGACUACGUUCCAACUUAUGAGGACAAAGACGGGGAUUGGAUGCUCGUUGGUGAUGUUCCUUGGGAGAUGUUCGUUGAUUCAUGCAAGCGUUUGCGUAUAAUGAAAGGGAAGGAAGCUAUCGGGCUUGCACCAAAAGCUAUGGAGAAGUGCAAGAACCGCAGCUAAAAGCCGCAAACGGGAUUAACUACAAUCUUUGUGUGGCAUAUGGGAUCAAGAAUACUCUAUGUGGAUUGAACAAACAUUUGGGUUAAUUUGUGUAUGUAUUUAUUAUAUAUUUUUACUUCAAAAUUAUUUCAAGAUCUGGAGUUUUCUAUUGUUGAUUAUAUUGUGAAAGUAAUAUGUAUUAUAAACUGUGGUGAUUUGAAUUCGUGGACAUAAAAUAGGCACAAACAACAAUAAACUCUUGUAUAAUUAAUAUGUCCUACCAAA